UCCUCAGCAUAGUGGGAGGAGUGCGAGACGGGGACACAUUCAACAUGCCCACCAAAGGAACAAGCAUGGAGAGUUUUCGCCUCAUGGUCAGUUCAUUAGUAGUCAGCAGACUGGGCGGUGAUGACCAUCUGGAGUUAGUGACCAGAAUACUGGACAGGGCAGAUGUUAAUAUGGAUGGGAAGGUGUCACUUGCAGAAGCCAAAAGUAUAUGGAGUCUUCUACAGAACAGCGAUUUCUUCAUUUCCUUCAUUUUUCAAAACACAGAAUUUGUGCCCAAAAUCCAGAAAUUCUGUGGCAAUAUAUUUGCUGUAGAAGAAGUUCCCCACACAUAUUUAUAUGACAAGGAUAACCCAUCAUAUCUGAGGUGGAUAUUUGCUAACUCAUAUCAGUGGCUACAACCAAGCUGGCACCAUCGGGCAAAAAUUGUUGUUGGUCUAUUGGAGUUCAUAAUGGCAGUAUACCAGUAUAGAAAUGCAGGGGAGUUUUAUAUCUGCCAUUUAGAUGAGUCAGUUGUGGGAUACACACGUCGCUAUGACAUGAGAUUUUUAGGAGUGUCCCAGUUGCUUCCAAAGCAGACAUUUAUGAAGGUGAUGCAGCUUCGCCAGUGUUUUUCAGACGAGGACUGUUUUUACUCAAAAACCUGCAGCUCAAAAUGUGACAUUUCACAGCACACUUGCUCAGGGAGUCUCAUCAAACCUAAUCUUUUUCAUGCCUGUCAGUUACUCAGAGAAUAUCUGUUGUAUGACUUAGUGGGUGGCGAGAGAGUGGAGCUCUCAGGGAUGCUGCGCACGUGUCGGGCUCUUGACAACAAUAAGACGUCUGCUGACUUAGAUCAUGCAGUGGUACUCAAUAAUAUGAAAACAUGGCUGUGGAACAAAAUACAGAACAAAGUUUCUUGAUAUUUUGUGGUGCUGAUUAUUCUCUGUGAGGACUUUUUUUUUUAGAAUUUUAGGUGAUUUUCUAGUCACUGUUUAUUGUCUUCCAGUUUUGUUUCUUUUUAUGAUUUUUUAAAAUCAAAGACAUUUAAAGAAAUUAAUUUUAAACUUUACCUACACAUCUUAUAGUUUGAUUAUUGUAGUGACGCAAACAAUUUUUGAUUGUGAUAAACUAAUCAUAAAUUUGUGCCAUAGUGAUGACAUAUCUCAGUAAACAUGCUGAUUUGCAUGAUUAUCUAUAUUCAUGUAAAUAAAAGGAAGAGGGUCUAUUUUUUAAACUUGUAGACUUCUGAAUAACAACU
Lingula anatina is the source of this 1237-nucleotide messenger RNA. RefSeq names its product divergent protein kinase domain 1B. Gene Ontology annotation, molecular function: calcium ion binding. Lineage: Eukaryota; Metazoa; Brachiopoda; Lingulata; Lingulida; Lingulidae. The record is from RefSeq and is a predicted model, not a curated record.